Entelurus aequoreus (snake pipefish) is the source of this 6196-nucleotide messenger RNA. RefSeq lists its product as uncharacterized. The coding region runs from base 434 to 6196 and encodes 1920 amino acids. NCBI's taxonomy places the organism in Eukaryota, Metazoa, Chordata, Actinopteri, Syngnathiformes, Syngnathidae. Gene Ontology annotation, molecular function: nucleic acid binding. Gene Ontology annotation, biological process: DNA integration. The transcript is spliced from 5 exons. The record is from RefSeq and is a predicted model, not a curated record.
GGAGCUGUCUCCUCCUUAAUCUUACUCCUUGGUGAAGUACCAGAAAGAACUACAUUUCCCAGAACACCAAGGUCAAGAUGGCCACCAAUUGGCUGAUUCAAGGCAGCUGUUAAGGAAUGGUGGUGCUGUCUCAUUUCAUGCAAGCAAGCAGAGCGGCAAGACGCAAAAAUCUACAAGAUCCAUCUUUAAAAGACUUCCAACACACCAAUGGUUAACAACCUGAUUGAAUGAAGAUCAACAGAAAAGAAACCAACAAAGCCAAAAAGUUGGAUAAAUAAAGUUGAUCAAUUGGAAAUCCGAGUUGUCCUGGUGUCCUUUACGGAGUCAAUAAGUGGAACUUGACAGUUGUUAACCACGGACCAGCCCUGGACAGUGAAGAUCAAAGGCCUCAAGACCCAGGGGAGCUGUGGACGCCGGAGAAAACGGGAUAAAGAUGGCCGAAGAGGUAUUGGGGAAGACUGCCGUGAUCCUCAAGCAGGAGAGGACGACAGCCAAGAGGAACCUGACCAGAGUGGCCAACCUGAUCUCCAGAGGAGCAGGCACCAUGCUGCAAUCCGAACUAAAAGAGGAGUUUGCCAAGUUUGCCGACCGUUUCACAUCACUGCUGGAUGCCAACGAGGACUUCAAGAUUGGCCUGGAGGCUGACGUCAAGAAGGAUGACCCAGAUGGGGAGCUCGAGAAACAGCAGGAGGAUGACAUCCGAGCAAGUAUAAAAGAUGCCGAAGAUAAGAUGGCAGAAAUCAAGGACAUUGUCCAGACCAACCUGUGGGGAAGAUACGGGAAGACUGAGCUGAAGGCAGCGAUUUCCGAGGCAGAGGACGCCAUUCAAAGGGCUGAAAAUGUAGCAGUUGAAAGCAACAACGUGGAAGGCUAUGACGUUUACCUCACCCUGCUGAAUGAGACGGUGAGUGUUACCAUCCAUACCAUGGCCCAUUGGGAGAAAUGGAUCCCUCAGCACUUAAAGGACGAGAUGGAUGACAAACUAACACAAGUGAAAGCAGCUCACUACAGGCUCAAGUUGAGGAAAGCUGAAUUCGCCACAUCCAGGAGGCUGGCUGAUCAAGGUGCAGGAGGACGACCUGGCCAACCAACACAUCCCAUUGUGAGGAUAAAGCCUACAUCCCUACCAGUCUUCCAUGGGAGCAAAAUAGACUUUCACAGGUGGAAGAAGGAUUGGGAGAGCCUCCAGAAACAAGGGGAGCCGACUGGAUCACCAGAGGUAAAGAAGAUCCAGCUGUUGGAGAGCGUCAGUGAUUCCAUUGCCAAGGAACUAAGACUGUCCACCUACACCACAGCAACAGAUAUCUUCAGGGUCCUCGAAAACAGGUACGGCAACAAAUCAACGAUCACAGUCGAAAUCUUGGAAGCGCUGGACAAGAUGGCACAAGUCAAGGGGAACCAGCCCAGGAAGGUCAUUGACCUAAUACAAGCUGUGGAGAAGGCCCUGGCUGACCUGACGGAGCUAGGAAACUCUGGAGCCAUCAGAAACCCCCUCGUCAUCAGGUCGAUUGAAAGCAAGUUACCAGAUUUCAUAAAAAGAGACUGGCUGAUGUAUAUGGUUGAGCCCACCAACCUUGUAACCCCAGACAACCAUUUUGAUAUGCUCCUAAAGUUCCUAAAGAGCCAGGAGGAAAUACUGGAACGACUCGAGCAACUAAAGCUGGUGGACAAAGCGGAAGAAGCAGACAGGAAGAAGCCAGAAAGAAAGUUUGCAUCUACCAGGGCUACGAGUAAAGAUGGUGACGAGGUCUGUGGCAUUUGUGGUGGUGGUGGGCACACCAACAAGAUCUACUUUUGCAAGAAGUUUAAAGGCUUGAAGCUACAUGAGAAGAAAAUGGCCCUGAAGAAGCUGGGAGCGUGCAGGAAGUGUCUUGGGUAUCACGACGCAGGUGGCUACUGCAGAGACACCUUCCUAUGCGGAAACCAAGACUGCAAAAGGGCAAGCGGCACACCUGACCACCACUACUUCCUAUGCCCAACAGCAGAGGCCAGAAGAGAAGGAAGCAAAGCUAACGCAGGUCAGAAGAUUGGCACACUUAUAGACCUGGCAUCCGACACAAAUUACAUCACUCACAAAGCUGCCGAAAGACUUGGCCUGAGAAGUGAAGACAUAGCGCUGGUCGUACAUGGAGUUGGAGGCAUGACAAUGAAAGUCAGGACGAAAAGGUACCUCCUGAAGGUCCGAGUCAAGACUCCCAAGGGGACUGAGCGAGCACAUCAACUGGUCUGCUAUGGCCUGGAGCAAAUUGCAAAGGUCCAUCAAGCAACUGAACCCGAAAAGUUGAAAAGCUUCUUCCCAGAUGUCCAGCUUGAGGAGUUAGAAAGACCAGAGGAAGUCGAGCUCCUCAUAAGCCAUCGCGAGGGACGACUCGCACCCCAAAGACUAAAAGUCAUCGGUGACCUUGUCCUAUGGGAGAGCCCCCUGGGCAAAACAGUCGGUGGAGCACACCCUGACUUGCUCGAAGAAGUGGAGGUGGCAGCAUAUGAGUCAAGAACCCACUUUGCCCGCUCCAUGAGAACCGCUGCUGUCCGAUACCAAGAGAUCACAGUCCCAGCGUCUGAGCCAGGCCGGCUACAGCAGGACGAUGUGGCCCACGCAACUACAUCUGCCAGUAACCGUGAAUUUCUUGAUUGGUGGCACUGGGACAGCAUCGGAGCUGCAUGUGAGCCGAAAUGUGGAAGCUGCCGGUGUGGAAACUGUCCUCCAGGAGGAAAGGACAUGACCCUGGCGGAGGAGAGGGAGUUUGAGAUCAUUAAAGGAGGACUCACCUACAAGAUGGAGGACUCUCACUCCUCAACUCCACACUGGGAUGCCAAAUAUCCCUGGACUGAAAAUCCAGCCUCUCUCCCCAACAACAAAAGAGCAGUCCAAGCUUGCUUCUUGAGAAUGGAAAAGCAACUGAGCAAAGACCCAGACUGGAAAGUUGCAUAUUCCACCCAGAUCCAUGAAAUGGUCCAAAGAGGCGCAGCCAUAAAACUCACCAAUGAAGUCAUGGAGAAGUGGAAAGGACCAGUUUGGUAUGUCAGCCACUUGGUGGCGCCAAAUCCCCAUUCAGUGACUACACCAGUUCGUAUUGUCUGGAACAGCAGCCAAAAAUACAACGGAGUGAGCAUGAAUGAUCUUCUCCUAAAAGGACCAGAUGUUCUCAACCCCAUCAGAGCUGUCCUGCUCCGAUUCAGAGAAGGAGUGAACGCAGCUCUGGGCGACAUCAGAAAGAUGUUCCUGUGGAGAGACAACCCAGAAGAGGAAAUCAGUGAGUAUGCCGUCACCAGAGUCAAUAUGGGCGACAAACCUGCUGGCUGCAUUGCUCAAUUGGCCAUGAGGGAAACUGCAAGUCUGCCCAACUUCACUCACCUGCAGGAUGAACGCAGAGUCAUUGAAGAAGACAGCUACGUGGAUGACCUGUUGACCUCCCACAAUGACCUGAACAGACUUGACCAAAUCACAGCUGGAGUUGAAGAGGUCCUAAAGGCUGGAGGCUUCUUCCUCAAACCAUGGGUCAGGUCAGGGCAAAGUGGGAGGAAAGAAACUGAAGCGGAUGUCCUAAAGCCAGAGCAAGGAAACACCUUGAUUCUUCCAAACCAAAUAAGAGAAGGAGAGAACAAAGCCCUGGGCAUCGGCUACCAGGUGGACAAAGACAAACUGUACAUGCUGACGGCGGUUAACUUUUCCAAUAGGAAGAAAAAGAUGAGAGUUGGCAAAGAUCUUCUUGAAGAGGAGGUGAGAGCUGAAACGCCUAACCCACUGACGAGGAGAGCUCUCCUAAGCCAAGUUGCUGCACUGUACGACCCAAUCGGCCUAGUUGCACCGGUCAAGCAGAAGGGAGCAAUUCUCGUCCGUAAAGCAUUCCAAGAAGGAGGGGGUGGCAAGCUGACCCAAGAAACCUGGGAUCAACCUCUUUCAGAAAGACUCAGGGAAGAAGCCAUACAGCUCUUCGAGGAAUAUGCCCAGCUUGGACAGGUGAAAUUCCACAGGAGCCUCACACCGCCCGACUGGAAAGGGAAACCCUACGGCAUCACAUUUUCUGACGGAAGUGACAAAACCUAUGGUGCUGUGAUGUACGUCAGAUGGGAGACUAGUCACGGAACUGAAGUUCGAUUCGUGGAAGCAAAGGCCAAACUGACACCCCUGGACCAGAAGGGAGAUGCUGUAAAAGCAGAAAUCUGUGGCGCAGUCUUUGCUGCCAGAAUUCGGAAGUACGUGGAGAAACAUGCCCGUAUGAAGAUUGAGAAAUGGUUCCACCUACUGGACAGUCAAACAGUCCUCGGGGCCAUCCAACGAGAAUCAUACGGAUACCAAACCUUCUUCGCCAACAGAGUGGGCGAAAUCCAGAUGUCCGGGCCAGUGCAAGACUGGUGGUGGAUCAGAGGAGAUCUGAACAUUGCUGACUUAAUAACAAGAGGAGGCAAUCCCAAAGACUUAAAUGAGGAAUCCACAUGGCAAAACGGACCAGAGUUCCUGAAGUGGCCAGUGGAGGAGUGGCCUAUUCAGUCAGCUGGAGAAGUUGCAGCCCAGGCCAGGGAGAGUGUAAACAAGCUUCAAAGAAAGGCAUUCUCUGCUGCACUGACCAGAGCUCAAGCUAAGAUGAGUCGGCAAAAAGAAGACCCACUGGCCACUCCGGAAAAGGAAAGUCCCUGUGAAGAAUCGAAACCUAUUAUGCCAAGAAGAAAACCCACUAGCUGGGUGAAACAUCUUGUGGAUGUAAAAAGGUUCAGUAGCCUGACAAAACUGAUCAGAGUUGUUGCCUGGACACGACGAGCUGCCGAGCAGUGGCUGAAGAGGAGGUCGAACCCAGGACAACCAAAGUGGGAGGCAACACCCAAGCAGGCUGGAUUGGCUGGCACUGAACUAGAAGGUGCACGUGAAGACGUCUUCCUCGCAGCUCAAGAAGGGAGGAUCCAGAUAUUUAACGAAGAUGAGACAGCCGUGCCAGUCUUGCCAUUUGAAGCAUGGGUGUCAACAUUGCUGGCACAAGAAUCCCAUGACGCUAACCACGAGGGGGUAGCAGGAACCCUUCUACGGAUGAGGAAGACAGCGUGGAUAAUAAAGGGCCGGAGAAUUGCCAAGAAAGUAGUUGACAGCUGCAUAGUUUGCAGAAAGAACAGAGCAAAGAAGUGUCAACAAAUCAUGGCAGACUUACCUCCAGAGCGAACCACCCCAGCUGCUCCUUUUGAAUUCACAACCAUGGACCUAUUCGGCCCUUAUGAAGUGAAGGAUGAAGUCAAGAAAAGAACCAGACUGAAAGUGUGGGGAAUCGUCUUCAGUUGCAUGGCCUCCCGUGCCAUACACACUGAACUAGUGAGUGACCAGUCAUCCCAAGGCUUCCUCCUCGCCUAUCAGAGGUUCACGUCACUCAGAGGACAUCCCAGGAAGCUCUGGUCAGACCCCGGCACAAAUUUUGUGGGCGCCAAACCUGCUCUGGAACAGCUGUACACAUUCCUUGACCGACUGGACAAGUCUCAAGUCGAAGACAUGGCUGCCAACCAUGGAACAGAAUGGUCCUGGAAGAUCCACCCUGCGGAUUCUCCCCACAGAAAUGGUGCUGCAGAAGCGGCUGUCAGAGUGGUCAAACGGGCCCUGACCAAUGUCGGCGGAGAUGGUGUCUUCACCUGGGGUGAAUUUCAAACCUUCCUCUACAUGGCUGCCAACCUUGCAAAUGAGCGACCAAUCGAUGCAAGAACUCAAAGCAGGGAAGACUGUGUGGAAUACAUCACCCCGAACUCUCUGCUCCUAGGGCGUGCCAACCCUAAGGGAGAUCCUGGAGACUUCCAGUUUGAUCGCUAUCCUUAUAAAAGACUGCAAGUAAUUCAAGCUGAAGUCACCAAAUUCUGGAAGAAAUGGAGCCAACUAGCUGGACCCAACCUCUUCAUAAGAAACAAAUGGCACACCAAAGAGCGAAAUGUUUCUGUCGGAGAUGUGGUCUGGUUGGCUGACCAAAAUGCCCUGAGAGGACAGUACAAGCUGGCCAGAGUAGUCAGAGCCAAUACGGACAGCAAAGGCAUCGUAAGAGACGUGCUUGUGAGGACCUUUCCCAGCUAUCCUGUCCCCAUCAAGAAGACAAGCGACAAAGAAAAACCGACCACGAAAACCAAGAGGCUCAGACAUCAAAUCCCAGCAACAAUCCUGCAUAGGGAUGUCAGACGCCUCAUCAUUCUAAUUCCCAUUGAAGAACAAAGGAAAGAAGGACCUGUGUGA